Chelonoidis abingdonii (Abingdon island giant tortoise) is the source of this 2048-nucleotide messenger RNA. It is a transcript of the gene CHAC2, whose product is annotated as ChaC glutathione specific gamma-glutamylcyclotransferase 2. Gene Ontology annotation, biological process: glutathione catabolic process. Gene Ontology annotation, cellular component: cytoplasm. Gene Ontology annotation, molecular function: glutathione specific gamma-glutamylcyclotransferase activity. NCBI's taxonomy places the organism in Eukaryota, Metazoa, Chordata, Testudines, Testudinidae. The record is from RefSeq and is a predicted model, not a curated record.
UCUGCCCGUGGCCUCAGCCCCAGGCGUGAGCGCGGAAGGGCGAACGCCCGCGCGGGGUCAGGGCAGGGACACCGGCUGGGGAGAGGCGCCCAGGGGCCCCAUGCACUACAAGCCCCAUGGUGCUUUGCCAGGCGGCGCUGUGCGACACGCAGCGCUCCGGGGCUCCUCUGCCCUUAUUCCGGGGAAAGCGCAACAGAGACCGGCAGGGGCGGCCGCCGGCCGGCGGCACGUAGGCACGGCGAGAACCAUGUGGGUGUUCGGCUACGGCUCCCUUAUCUGGAAGGUGGAUUUCCCCUACGAGGACAAGAUGGUCGGGUACAUCACGGGCUACAGCAGGAGGUUCUGGCAGGGGAGCACCGACCACCGCGGGGUGCCGGGCAAGCCUGGAAGAGUUGUGACUCUUGUUGAAGAUCCUGAGGGUUGUGUAUGGGGUGUUGCUUACAGAUUGCCCACAGGACAAGAAGUUGAAGUAAAGGCAUACCUCGACUUCAGAGAGAAAGGAGGCUACAGGACUACAACUGUCAUUUUCUAUCCAAAAGAUCCCUCAAUAAAACCAUUUAAUGUAUUAUUAUAUAUUGGAACUCGUGAUAAUCCUAACUAUCUUGGUCCAGCACCCCUAGAAGACAUUGCUGAACAGAUUUUUAAUGCAGUUGGUCCUAGUGGAAGAAACACAGAAUACUUGUUUGAACUUGCCAAUUCCAUCAGGAAUCUUGUACCAGAAGAUGUGGAUGAGCAUCUCUUCUCUCUAGAGAAACUCGUAAAGGAACUCUUGGAAAGAAACCAAAACCUCAAUUGCAUAUAAAAAUAAUUUAAUAGUUUCAAAUGAGCUUUCCUUUCAUCUUCAGAAUUACGGUUUCUUUGCAUAACGGGUAUAUGAUUUGGAGGCAUGUUUAUCUGUACUACAUUAUCUUAUUUAUUUUAAUGUUGCAUUCAAGACACUGUAGUUAAGGGUCACUAGAAGAUUCCAUUGUCAAACCAUAUUUUCAGGAGUUUAUAACAAUGGGAGGGGGCAGGAGUGUUUCAGGUUUGAAUUUGGUAUACAAGAUUUUAGCCAAAAAGCAUAUUUUUCUUUUUCAAAAUUUGAAGAAAAUCAACUUUGAUCCUUUAUUUUUUGUCUGCAGGAAUUUUUUUUUUUUAAAUGAUUUCAGGUUUAAGUUGUUCUGAAAAAAAAUAUAGUUAUCUUUAAACUACCUUUAGGACUAAGUCCUGCACUCAGACAAAAUUCCCAUUAAAGUGGUAGUUCUCUGAGUCAAGACUGCAGGAUUAGGUCCUUAAUGCAGCUAAAAGAUAAAUGUUCUAAGUAGCUACUGUACAUGUACAGCAAGUACAUGGCAAAACAUUUAUCAUAUAAAGGUUCAACUCCAUUAGAACUAAGCUAUUUCAUUGAAUCAAUCGUUUUAUCCUUGGUAUAUCACAGUUUGUCAUUAGACACAAUGGGCAAACAGUUGUAUUAUCAAAAAAAAUAUUCUUUCCCUUGAUGCAUUAGGUUAUUCAGGGUGUCAAACCCUUAGAAACAAAAAUAUGGUACACUGACACAAAUAAGUCAUACCGUAUCAGUGCCUCAUUACAAUAAUUUUAAAAUAAAAGAAAACAAAAAUAAACCUAAAUUGUUAAAGUAACUGAGGAUAUGACUUGAAUCCACAAUAUAGCAAGAAUGUUCUGAAACUCCCAUCUUUAAUCACUGUUUAUGGCUGCAGAAAUCCCAUUGAAAAUCAAGGGGAUUUUUCAAACUUUUGAGGGCAGAAUUUGGCCUAACUAUUGCAAUACAAAGGCAUAAGGAGUUUCGGUCCCAACUAUGACUGUUCUUGCUUCUCAGAGUUUAAGUUAUUUUCUUUAAUCCUUUAACAAAGCAUAUUUUUGUAUUUUAAUAAUAAAAGGUUCUCUUUGAAAUGUAUUGUAGUACCACAUCAUACAGCAAGAGUAUUUAUGCAUGUUCAAUAAUCACACGAAAAUGUCUUAUUUUCCAUCAGUAAUAGCACAAACAGUACAUGAUUUAUGUUUGUACACACAGGUAGUCUUUUCCUUUCAGUUUUAUAUUUGUAGUUGGC